AUGAACAGUCUGGUGGCCACGCCUCCUGUUCCUCCUCAUUUCUACGAGAACCCUCGACUCUCGCCCUCCCGGAUCAUGUCGACACCAUCCUACACAAACCGCAAGCGGAAAGCCGAUGAUGAUGGCAACGACCAUGAUGGACGCAUGUCCGCCUCUCCGACCAACUCCCCUGCCUUUACUCCUCGCCAACUCCCUCCGACCUUUCGCAAUAUCAAACGAUCCCGACCAAAUGUCUCCGGCAGACCUCUCUCCCUCCCUCGUCUGCUAGAGACUUUGGACACCGAUGCCCUUCGGACCGUGGUUCGGACCAUGUGCGAGCGUCAUCCUCAGCUCGCCGACGAGGUCGCCCAUACAUCACCUCGCCCAAGCGUCUCGUCUACUCUCCAGGUUCUUCGGAACUACCAAGGGAUCCUCCAGUCGUCUUUCCCGCUGGGAGGCAACACUGAGUCCGACUACGCCUACAAUCGAGUCCGGCAGCCACUCACGAACCUUCUUGAAGCUUUGAGCGACUUCACACCCAACUUCCUCCCUCCAAACGAAGCGCAGCCAUCGGUCUCACUCAGCUAUCUGGACGGAGCGACCGACAUCAUCCACGCCUUGCCUCGCUGGAGUACGCCACAGAACAACAUCGAGCGAGACUCCGCCUACGAUGAGAUCUGCAAAGCCUGGAUCCUGGUGAUCCGAGAAGCAGGAAAGCGUGGCGGAGGAAUUCAGCUGCAGUACGGGGGAUGGGAUCAGAAGCUCGCGAAACACAACCACACAUCGGGAGGGAAGCUCCAGGCCGCCGUGAACGAACUCGGCUCGAGCCUAGGAUGGAUGAACGGGCCAGACUCGCAAUCCUACGGAUCGGGUGGAAAUGAGCUCGGCUCAAUUCGAGACCAACUUCUCUCCGGCACUUAUGGUCUUGGGACUCCUGUCAAGGUCGGACCUUGGUGA
Penicillium argentinense is the source of this 936-nucleotide messenger RNA. Its product is annotated as cut8/STS1 family protein. The transcript is spliced from 2 exons. The coding region runs from base 1 to 936 and encodes 311 amino acids. Lineage: Eukaryota; Fungi; Ascomycota; Eurotiomycetes; Eurotiales; Aspergillaceae. The record is from RefSeq and is a predicted model, not a curated record. Gene Ontology annotation, biological process: nuclear protein quality control by the ubiquitin-proteasome system; proteasome localization. Gene Ontology annotation, cellular component: nucleus.